Messenger RNA from Cyphomyrmex costatus, 3457 nucleotides. RefSeq names its product netrin receptor UNC5C. Bases 337 to 3351 code for a protein of 1004 amino acids. Lineage: Eukaryota; Metazoa; Arthropoda; Insecta; Hymenoptera; Formicidae. The record is from RefSeq and is a predicted model, not a curated record. Gene Ontology annotation, cellular component: membrane. The transcript is spliced from 13 exons. Gene Ontology annotation, biological process: motor neuron axon guidance; netrin-activated signaling pathway. Gene Ontology annotation, molecular function: netrin receptor activity; protein binding.
UGGGGCAAAUAUGAUCGUCAAUCGUUGGAUUGAUUAUACGGUUUUUGCGUACGAACAGAGAAUCGAGAUCUGUUCUGUCUUCAUUCGAUCAAAGGCGAGUUCGAUCUGUUUCGAUACAUCGUUCACCAAUGAUACACGACCGUAUAUUGUGGAUACUUGUUAAAAUUAUAGAAAAUUUUCAAUGAAAUUUGACACAAUGAUCACCGGCUAUGAAGCUGAAAUUAUUUAUGAAGAACGAUGUCAAUAAACAUGUCAGCGUAGAGUAUAAAAUUUGUUUGUGCCUAAUUUCUCCAAGUGAUAUCGAAUAAAAGACUGGGUUGAGUGAAAUGUGAGGUAAUGAUGGAGCUGAGGAUCAGUAUUCUUCUUUUAACGCUUCUUCGUCUUGCCAGCACGCUCGAAAGUACGAAAGAAGAGGACGACGCCGAGGAAGAUGACGAGGAGAGUUAUCCUGUCGAAGAUUAUGACUAUGGUGAUUAUGAAACUGCUACUAUAACCAGUGAUACCGAUCUCAUCGCUGGCGGUUCUCUACCGAUUUUCUUGGCGGAGCCAGUCGAUACGUUUGUCGUCAAGGGGAAACCGGCGACGUUGCACUGUCGUGCCGCGCAUGCUCUUCAGGUGUAUUUUCGUUGCAACGGUGACCGGGCCGAACGUUCGCAGCAGCAGGAUUUCGUCGACCCUCGUACCGGAACGAGGGUCGUCGAGGUCGAGUUGAACGUGACAAGGAACGAGGUCGAGGAGUACUUCGGUAGGGAGAGAUUCAAGUGCGAGUGCGUGGCAUGGUCGGGACCAGGUCAAAUUCGAGGGCAGCCCGCUACGGUUGAGGUCGCCUAUCUGAAGAAGCACUUCCUGUCACCACCGUAUUCGCUGUCGGUGGAAGUCGGCCGCAAUGCGGAACUGCGAUGCUCACCGCCUUUGGGUGUACCAUCGCCAAAGGUUUAUUGGCUUAGGAAUGGCUCUCCUCUUGAGACGGCCGCCGCCGGCGCAACUUCCGCCUCCGCCGACGCGAACCCCAACGAGAUGUCCUCCGCGACUGGCUUUGUACAAUCCGCCGACGGGCAUCUGAUCCUCGGGGAAGCCGAAUUGAAGCAUCAAGGGAACUAUUCCUGCGUCGCUGAGAACAUCGCCGCGAGGAGAGUCAGCGAACCGGCGGUACUCACCGUCUACGUGAACGGCGGGUGGUCGUCCUGGUCCGGAUGGUCAGAGUGCAGUGUUCGCUGUGGUAGAGGCGUACAAAAGAGGAUAAGAACAUGUACAAAUCCUGUUCCAAUCAACGGCGGUCAAAUGUGCCCAGGGCCAGCUACACAAAGGGUAGAAUGCAAUCCUUCCUGCCCCGCGGUUGACGGCAGAUGGUCAACUUGGGCCUCGUGGUCCGCAUGCGGUCCCGAUUGUUCGAGAGUAAGGAGGAGAUCCUGCAAUGACCCCCCGCCGAGCAACGGCGGUCGUCCCUGUCAAGGCAAGGACGUCAUCGUCGAGUCUUGCUCCGCGGAUCGAUGUAAUGCCCUUGGGCAAGACGGGCCAAGAGUAUUCAAGGAAGCGACUAGAGCGGUCGAUUACAGAAAUAUCCUCGCAUUAUGGAUCACUUUGAGUUUAGCCGCGAUAAUUCUGGCCGUAACGACGAUUUUCUUCGUUCGCUUGAUGCGCCGGAAAGAGAGAAUGGAAGCGUUAUACGGCGUUGCGAGAUUGGAUUUUCGUCGUCCGGGUGAUCUCGCAAAAACAGUUUCGAAAAACGAGCGCUCGGUUUUGGCUACCGACAGACGUCUCGAGCACGUGAUUGACGAAUCGAACGCCACUAGGCUACCCAGAUCCUGUUCCGAGCAUCAUUAUGAUGUUCCGCAAUUGUCAUUACCGUCGACAACAAGACCAUCGCCAAGCUCCUCCGUAACCAGGUCUUCUUGCAAGAACUCGCAACGAGGGCGCGGCAUGUCGGAUAAUGAGGAGGGACGGUCUUCCCGGUCGACGUAUCAAGCGAAUCCAGAAAGCACAAACGAAGAUGACGAUGAACAGGACGAUGAUGAAAGACCAGAUGAGAAUGAACGGUCUGCGAUGGAUGACGGUAGUGGCUUCAUCGUGAGAGCCAUAAUCGAUGAGCAAGGCGCCCUUCUGGUCGUACCCGAAGUGGGCGUUUCGAUGUCGGUGCCGGAAGGUGCAAUCCCGCGCGGUCGUCGGCACAGUCUACAUCUCGCCGUACUUGGAGAAAAUUCCUUCAGACCGAAUCUUCCACCUGGAUUUACACUGCUGUCCGCCGUGGUGGCCUGCGGUCCCGCGAACGUUGAUCUCGUGAAGCCGGUGAUCCUCCAGUUUGAGCACUGCGCCGACCUAAGAACUGGAAAUUGGGAGCUGAGCCUGUGGUCGACAGAGAUCGAUCUAGAGACGCGUUCAAACAAUUCUACGAAUUCAUCGACGAGCUCGAGCGGUUCGCCGUCUGUGACGACGUGGCGCAAGGUGCUGAUGCUCGGUGGUGAUCCAACGAAUCUACCAGGUCAACCGUUCGCGCAACUCGAUCAUGCUGGUGUAUUCCUCGUCACGGAAACACCUAGCGUUUUCGCGGUAGCUGGAGAAAAUUCGGUGGUUGCACCCGGAUUGGCUAUAAAACGGCUUUGCGUUGCGAUCUUCGUGUCUCGCGAACGCGAUUAUAUAAGAUGCCACGUACUCGGAGACACCAAGGCAUCAUUCAAGAUCAUAAGCGAACGAGAACGUCAUUUGGGUAGCACUUAUAUCAGUCAUAAUAAUCUCGGAUUUCGCGCCAGCGGCACAUCGCUCUGCGUCGAUCUCGAAGACAGAGAGAGCGGUUUUGCCGAGCGACAGGAAGUACCUUACCGUCGCAUUUGGGCAUCCUCGAGGAUUAGUAUCCGGCGCUCCUUUAGGAUAGAAAAAGUUAUUGGCGACCUCAGACUUGGUUUUGAGCUUCGUGCUUGUCAACGUGGUUUUGAGGAUCAGGGCUUGCUUGUCAGGAUCGAUCUAGAUCAUGUAAAAAGGAAUAACAUGAGUGGAAAGAGAAACAAGACGGAAUCCUCUGUCGUUUUACGAGGAAAGAACUCAACGAGAUCCACAGAAUCCGUCAUACCGAGACCCUUCAGAUUUUCUAAGACGCUUAGAAAGCAACUAUGUCAAUGUCUAGAUCCGCCAAGUGCACGCGGUAAUGAUUGGCGAAUGCUAGCUCAGAGACUGCAAGUAGACCGAUAUGUCGACUACUUUGCAACAAAAGCGAGUCCAACGGAACAUAUUUUGGACUUGUGGGAAGCCAGGCACCGUGAAGCCACGGCUCUAGCGGAUUUACUGAAUCAUUUAAGACUGAUGGGACGCGUUGACGCAGCCAACGUACUCGAGAGUCGUUUGGGGCCAUGGAUCUAAAAGAUCAUGAAAAAUUUACACUGCCUAUAUAAGCGAACGAAACGCGAAUUUGUACUACAAGAGACAAAAGUUUUGUAAAUAAAGUAGCUAUUAAACGGUAUCAGUA